This is a messenger RNA of Hevea brasiliensis (rubber tree), 1266 nucleotides long. Its product is annotated as agamous-like MADS-box protein TM6. Bases 271 to 945 code for a protein of 224 amino acids. Gene Ontology annotation, molecular function: DNA-binding transcription factor activity, RNA polymerase II-specific; RNA polymerase II cis-regulatory region sequence-specific DNA binding; protein dimerization activity. Lineage: Eukaryota; Viridiplantae; Streptophyta; Magnoliopsida; Malpighiales; Euphorbiaceae. The transcript has 7 exons. The record is from RefSeq and is a predicted model, not a curated record. Gene Ontology annotation, biological process: positive regulation of transcription by RNA polymerase II. Gene Ontology annotation, cellular component: nucleus.
CACUUCCCAACAUGACACGUUACCACCAUUAGCCUAUCUUCAAACUCUUUAUUUCACAAAUUUAGCAACUCUUCUUAGUUACAAAACAAUCCACUUUUGUUCACCCUCUACCGAUAUAGAAACAUCCCUUUUCUUUCUUUUUUUUUUUUUAGGUCUUCUAUUCUCUUUCCCCUUCAAUAAGCCUAUGCACUUCCGCCCAUUCUCAGAUCAGAUCUCAUCAUUUUGUCUGGUGGGUAACUGGAUUUUCAUAUCACCAGGAAGAAAGAAAACAUGGGUCGUGGAAAGAUCGAGAUCAAGAGGAUUGAAAACCCUACUAACAGGCAGGUCACCUACUCGAAGAGAAGAAAUGGAAUUUUCAAGAAAGCACAAGAGCUCACAGUUCUUUGUGAUGCUAAGGUUUCUCUUAUCAUGUUCUCUAAUACUGGAAAAUUCCAUGAGUUCAUUAGCCCUACUACAACGACAAAGACGAUGUUUGACCAAUAUCAGAACACUUUAGGCAUAGAUCUGUGGAGCACUCAUUAUGAGAGAAUGCAAGAGCACCUAAGAAAGCUGAGAGAGAUCAAUAACAAGUUGAGAAGAGACAUCAGGCAGAGAAUGGGUGAGGAUCUAAAUGAUGCGAGCUUCGAUGAGCUGCGCGGUCUUGAGGAAAGAAUGGAUUCUGCAUUGGAGCUUGUACGUGAAAGGAAGUAUCAUGUGCUCAAAACACAGACAGACACCCGCAGGAAGAAGGUAAGAAAUUUAGACGAAAGACAUGGAGAUCUUCUGUUAGAAUAUGAAGCAAAAUGUGAGGAUCUACAAUAUGGUUUAGUGGAUAAUGAAGGAGAUUAUGAGUCUACAAUUACACUUGCAAAUGGAGCAUCCAAUCUCUAUGCUUUCCGGCUGCACCACGGCCACCCGACGGCUAAUGGAGGAGGGUAUGGAUCCCAGGAACUCCGCCUUGCUUGAGUGGCGCUGCUUAAUUUCCCUCCAUAAACAUCUACUUAAUCUAAUCUAGUCUAAUAUAAAAAUGCAUUCUAAGAAAUGCAAUAUUUAAUGGAAUAAGAUGAAGUUUAUUAUAAUAUAUGAGCUGUGUAGUGUAUGGCCUGAAAGUAGAAUUGGGGGGGCUUUCAGGUAGGUCCUCUUUUGAGUCUUGUGCUUGAAGCAUAUGUCUCUACCAUAUUUAGUUGAAAUGUUUGGAGUCAUUUCUCAUUAUUGUCUCUGAUAUUGGGAACUUAAUUACAAGUAUUUGGAGAAAGUAAUAUUAAUUUCAAAGCACAGAUGCUCUUA